GCGGUGCUUGUUUACUCGACACAGCCAGAAGAAGUUUGCGCAUGGUUUAAGGUUCAAGGCUGCUCUGCUCCUCAAAAUCGUAUUUUUAUUUUGUUGCUUGUGCACCAGUUCCCCUCCCUCAGAAAAACAAUUACAUUUCAAUUUAUUUUAUAAAGAAGAAACACAAGAGAAAGAGAAAAAAAAUUGGGAAAAAGAAAAUCACUUUGGAAUGUGUUGAAGCCAAAAGGGGGAAAAAAACCUUCAAGGAUUUUGUUAUGCAGUUUGGCGCCUGGUGUUCUGAUAAUUUAUUAAACAUUUUUUUUUGUUUUGUUCCUAUGGUGAAUUAGAGAUCUUUUUGAUAUUUUCUUUGGGCGACUUUGCAAUAGAGGAAAAAAAAGAAGAGGAAGCCCAGGCAGAAAGCCAAAGAAAAUCAAGUUGAUAUCGGCUCAAGGAAAAUUGUCUUGGAGGAUAUUUUGGUUUAUGUUUGUCGUUUUCUCGACAGAUUGUUUCCUGAAGGGAUUUUAUUUUUAAUUUUCUCUCCUCUCAGGACUGGUAAUGUGGGGGAAGAAAGCGGACAGUUUCAUCUUCCCGUGAUAUCAUCGACUUAAAAGGAAAUAUAAAUAUAUUUUUAAAAAAGGAGUUUGAAGAUGAUAUAAAAGAAGGAAAUGAGGGCUCUCUUGCACUGGGGACUUUGGCAGUGAAGCCACAAGCUUUACAACUCCAAUGUGAUUUCCAGAGUUUUUUUGCAGAAGGGGAUUGAGGAAGAUUUCUUCUGCUGUUGUGGAAAAAUUAAUCCUUCAGAAACAAAAUAUAGAAGAGGGGACUUAUUUUUUUCACCUUAUUCUCACCAACAAUCUCAUCAAAAAAGACUUUGUGGAGUCAGGGGGUGAAAAGUACAGAUUAUUCCCCCACCCUCAUGAACAGAAUGAAAGAUUUGUUCCAAUUUAACUGCCAAGAUCACUUUAUUUAAUAUUUGUUCAGAGAAGAUUCAAGAAAAUUUAAUUUAGGGUGCCUAAAAUAGUUGUUAUUCUUUGAGAGAUUGCUUUAAAUAAAACUGACAGUUCUAAGUGCUCUCCCAAAAACAACUUUUAUUGGGCUUGCCCUGCAUCCCUGAGUUUUAUUUUAGUUUUUAUUCAAUUGUAACCAAGGCUUGUGUGUUUGUGGGGAAGGUGGGUUUUGAUUUUGAACUGCAUCAAGAGGUUUCCAGUUCCAGGAUGGGGAGGAAGACUUUGAUAUCAACCAUGGUGACCCUCUUCAUCCUGGCCAAUGUUGGCCCAACAGAACCAAAAGUUUGUCAAAGCAUAGACAUUCGAAACAACAUUACACACUUGCAGCAGCUGAGAAACUGCACCGUCAUUGAGGGAAAUCUGCAGAUCCUGCUGAUGUUUGGCACCAAAACCGAGGAUUUUCGUGGUCUGAGCUUCCCAGAGCUCACAAUGAUCACAGAGUACCUGCUCCUUUUCCGCGUCUACGGCCUGGAGAGCUUGAAAGAUCUCUUCCCGAACUUGACUGUGAUCCGUGGGACAAGGCUUUUCUUCAACUAUGCUCUGGUAAUCUUUGAGAUGCUGCAUUUCAAAGAGAUUGGUCUGUACAACCUGGUGAACAUCACCCGGGGCGCAGUGAGGAUUGAGAAAAACCCAGAGCUCUGCUACCUCUCCACCCUUGACUGGUCGAAGAUUCUGGACUCAGUGGAGGACAAUUACAUAAAGUCCAAUAAAGACGACAGAGAGUGCGGUGACGUGUGUCCAGGUGCCUUGAGAGGGAAAAGCAACUGUCCCCAGACGGUAUUCAAUGAUCAGUUUAACCAUCGAUGUUGGACAAGUGAACACUGCCAAAGAGACUGUUCCUCUGAGUGCCGUCGGAAAGCCUGUACCCCCACUGGCAAGUGCUGUCAUGAUGAAUGCCUGGGCACUUGCACAGAGCCUGGCAGCGCGGCAAAGUGUGUGGCGUGCCGACACUACUACUACAACGGUGUGUGCAUCCCCGAUUGUCCCCCUGGCACCUACAGGUUUGAGGCCUGGCGCUGCAUUACCUUCUCUUUCUGUCAGAUGCUGCACAAUGAAUGCAAACCUUCCAAGGAGACCGAGUGCACCCGAUAUGUCAUCCACAACGGAGAGUGCAUGCCUGAAUGUCCUUCAGGAUACAUAGUGAAUUCUUCCAGUCUCCUCUGUGUACCUUGCACCGGAUUGUGUCCAAAAAUUUGCCCGGUGAAUGUAAAGACCAUCGAAUCGGUGACAGCUGCUCAGGAGCUGCGAGGUUGCACCAUCAUCAAAGGCAGCUUGGUCAUCAACAUCCGUGGAGGAACUAACAUUGCAGCAGAGUUGGAAGCAAACCUGGGCUUGAUCGAGGUGAUCAGUGGGUACCUGAAGAUUCGCAGCUCCUAUGCUUUGGUGUCACUGUCUUUCUUUCGCAGCCUGAGGUCGAUCCAAGGUGAAACUCUGGAACCUGGGAAUUACUCCUUCUAUGUAUUGGACAACCAGAACCUGCAGCAACUGUGGGACUGGAGGAAGCACAACCUGACCAUCUCCCAGGGCAAGAUGUUUUUUCACUUCAACCCCAAGCUGUGUCUGUCCGAAAUCUACAAGAUGGAGGAGGCCACAGGGACCAAAGGCCGGCAGGAGAAAAUGGAUAUUGCUCAGAAAACAAAUGGAGACCAGGCGUCCUGUGAAAGUCAGCUCCUGAGGUUUGUUUCCAAUAAAACGGGAACAGAUAAAAUAAUGUUGAAAUGGGAGCCGUACUGGCCACCGGACUUCAGAGAUCUCUUGGGUUUCAUGGUAUUCUUCAAGGAAGCCCCCUAUCAGAACGUGACGGAGUUUGAUGGGCAGGAUGCCUGUGGGUCAAACAGCUGGAAGGUGGUUGAUGUAGAGCCCCCUGGGCGGUCCGAGGGGAAGCUUCAGAACCCAGGCACUCUGCUUCGUGGCCUCAAACCUUGGACACAGUACGCAAUCUUCGUGAAGACCUUGCUCACGAUAAGUGACGAGCAGCACAAUCAUGGAGCCAAAAGCGAGAUUGUCUACAUCCGCACCACAGCAGGCACUCCUUCAGUCCCGUUGGAUCCCAUAUCUGUGUCCAACUCAUCUUCCCAGAUCAUUCUAAAGUGGAAACCUCCAACUGAUCGCAAUGGGAAUAUCACCCACUACCUGGUGUUCUGGCAGCAGCAGCCAGAGGACAGUGAACUGUAUGAGUUUGAUUAUUGCCAGAAAGGUUUAAAGUUACCGUCACGAGCAUCUACAACACACGCUGAUCCCGAGGAUAAUCAGAAGCGAAACCAGACAGAUGCUAAUCACAUCCCUGGUGAAUGCUGUGCAUGUCCAAAGACUGAGUCACAGCUUAAACGAGAUGCAGAGGAGGCUGCCUUCCAGAAGACAUUUGAAAACUACCUGCACAAUGAGGUGUUUAUGAUCAGACCUACACCUCAAGAGAGUGGUACUAAGGACAGUAGACCUUCGCGAAAACGUAGAGAGCUGGGAAUCUUUUCAAACAGCAGUGCUCUGGAUGUGACCACGUCUAGCUCCAUGAGUAAUGUGUCUGCGACAAAAUGGCCCGAGGAGGAAUAUCCAAAAUUUUUGGAGAAGGUGUGGAUGAAGGAGUCCCUGGUAAUCUCCAACUUGCGCCAUUUCUCAGGAUAUCGCAUUGAAAUCCAUGCGUGCAACCAUGAAGUGGAAACUGGAGGAUGCAGUGUUGCAGCUUAUGUCAGCGCAAGGACCAUGCCUGAAGCAAAUGCUGAUGAUAUUGUGGGUCCAGUCACACACGAGGUAAUUGACAAAGUAGUUCACAUCAAAUGGGAGGAGCCAAAGAAUCCGAAUGGUCUCAUUGUGUUGUAUGAAGUCCUUUACAAGCGCCUUGUAGACUCUGAGGAGACGCAACAGUGUGUGUCCCGUAAAAGGUACCUUCAUGAGCAUGGCUGCAAACUGAAGGUACAUCAUCCUGGGAACUAUACAGUAAAAGUACGAGCCACAUCACUGGCUGGAAAUGGCUCCUGGACAGAGCAAAUCUCUUUCUGCAUUCAAGAUUCAAAUACCAACCAUGACAGUGACUUCUUUAAGAUAAUUGGGCCAAUCAUCUUCUUUGCUGUGCUGGUCAUUCUGGUUCCAGUUGUCUUUUUGGUGGUGAAGAAAAGACGAACAGAAGGACCCACUGGAAUUUUUUAUACUUCUUCAAAUCCAGAGUACAUCAGUGCCAACGAUGUCUAUGUUCCAGACGAGUGGGAGGUUUCACGCGAUAAGAUCGAGCUUCUGAGGGAGCUGGGCCAAGGUUCCUUUGGGAUGGUCUAUGAGGGGAUCGCCAAGGAUAUUGUGAAGGGUUGUCCAGAAACGCAUGUAGCAGUGAAAACAGUGAAUGAAUCAGCCAGCCUGCGGGAACGUAUUGAGUUCUUGAAUGAGGCAUCUGUGAUGAAGGCGUUCAGCUGUCACCAUGUGGUGCGUUUACUUGGCGUUGUAUCGAAGGGUCAGCCAACUCUGGUAGUCAUGGAGCUGAUGACUCAUGGUGAUCUGAAGAGCUACUUGCGAUCUUUACGACCGGAUGCUGAGAAUAACCCAGGGCGACCACCACCGUCCCUAAAGGAGAUGAUUCAGACAGCAGCUGAGAUUUCAGAUGGAAUGGCAUAUCUGAAUGCCAAGAAAUUUGUCCAUAGAGACUUGGCAGCUCGCAAUUGCAUGGUGGGAGAGGAUUAUACGGUGAAAAUCGGAGACUUCGGAAUGACCAGAGACAUCUAUGAGACAGACUACUAUCGUAAAGGUGGAAAGGGAUUGCUCCCUGUCCGAUGGAUGGCUCCAGAAUCUUUGAAGGAUGGAGUUUUUACCACUUAUUCGGAUGUUUGGUCUUUUGGAGUUGUGCUUUGGGAGGUCAGCACUCUGGCAGAACAGCCGUAUCAAGGACUGUCGAACGAGCAGGUUCUUAAGUUUGUUAUGGAUGGAGGCUUUUUGGAUCGUCCAGAUAACUGUGCAGAUCGAUUACACACCCUGAUGCAGAUGUGUUGGCAAUACAAUCCAAAAGCAAGGCCCACUUUCUUGGAGAUCAUUGAGAUGCUGAAGGACGAUCUCCACCCGAGUUUUCACGAUGUUUCCUUCUACUACAGCGAGGACAACAAGCCACCGGACACAGAGGAAUACGACAUGGAUUUUGAGAACAUGGAAAGCAUUCCACUUGAUCCCUCUUCUUACUCACAGACAGAGACCCCUCUGAGUCACAGCCGGGACAAUGGCCCUACUAUGGGCCUCAGAGGCAACUAUGAUGAGCACAUACCGUACACACACAUGAAUGGAGGGAAGAAGAAUGGGCGAAUAUUGUCCUUGCCAAGGUCAAGCCCUUCAUAACAUUUCUUUUACCUCCCAUUUCUUUCUGAACUUCAUUUGUUGGGCCCUUAGAAUCUUGGGACUCGAUUAAGGCUGCCACAGUUUGUUACACAAGGAAAGGACCUUUACCUUUGUUUAAAAAAAUGUUUUUUUUCUGCCAAGUGGCUGGUUAUAAAUGAAUCAAACUGUGAAGAAACAAAACACUCAUUCUAUAACAGUAGAAAUAUGUACACGUAUAUACUGUGCCUACAUACAUGUACAGACAUGACGUCAUGCAAAUAUGCGUGCACAGCCAUACAGUUCAACACGUGUAAACAGUUUUAUACUCUGAUACAUACACAGGCACGAUUGCACAUGCACAAGCGCUCACACAGAACACACACAUGUACAUAGACAUGCACACACAUACACGCGUGUACAUAGACACGAAAACAAAACCAUAUCAGUGAAGCAUUUCCAAGGCUGCUAUCAACAUUGCUGUGGUUCCUAGCCAGGAAGUGACCUUCUGAACUUUCAUCUGUGGAGUGCUUGAGGCUGAGAAGUUUAUGCCCAAUUUUGGGGGAAAACAUUUUUUUUAGAAGGACAGUUUAAACAUGAAGAGCAUCUACAGUAUAAAAUGACAAAAAGUCCAAUUUCAUUUUCCUGAAGUGUGAACUUUUUAAAACAGUGGGAAUCUUGCGGAACAUAAACAAGAAAGUAAAUCUGAAUCUUCUACCAAAUUCCAAAACCCUAACACUGAUGUAUACUUCUAAAAACAGAAAAUCACAGCUAGCGGUCAUUUUAGAUGCAAUGGUUGGGUAACAGUUUCUCAGACCAAUAGUUGCUGUUUUCUCUUGUCUGUGGGUUUUAGAAGACAAAUCCUGUACUUUUAAUGUUUUUUGUAUAUAAUUGAUGUUUGUUGUAUUCUCUCCACCAGGAACAGCUUUGCAAUAAUCAAAAAGUGUGCUUCUGAGGACCAGUAGUCCCAGAGGCACAAUUUAUUUUUGUAAAAUGUGGACUAGCAUACCUGAAAUCAACCCCCUCCUCCACCUUCCCUGAUGUUCGAGGGAUAUUGUGUCAGGACACAAAAUAUCUACAACAAACAAAGCUCUGGGUUUCAGAUUCUGCUUUAUGCUUCAUCAAAGGUUUCUUGAAAGCUUUAUUGUUGUGGCUUUUGAGAUAGUGCAAAGUGAUUCAGUGAGCUCAGCAGCAAGACCAAUAGCAAGUGAUCUGGUCUUAAGAUCACUUGUGUACCUCAUUGUGUUGAAGGGGAUUGGAUGAGCAGGAGGAAAUAGUGAACCAAAAGGAAUUCUGUCUCUAUUUGAGUUGGUAGAGAGAGAACAGCAAGGCGCGAAAAGCUGGAAGAAAUUAAAAAGACAGCUUUUGGGGAUGAUGUUUCAGGUAUUUCUUGAGUGAAGGCUGUGCUUCUCCUUAGACUGGAAGUGGGAACCAAGGAAUAGUUAAUGUGCCAUAUUUUAAUAAAAGUAGCACACAUCAAGUAGCAACAACAUGAUUGCUUUUUAAGCUCCUUUUCUCCUUUGAGAUUUCAGAGCCACAAUUCAAACUGGAGCAGGAUUUGGGAGGAGGAUUAAGUCAGUGGAAGGUAACUUACAGCUGCUGUGUUAAUACCAACGUAAAACAGACCAGGAAUAAAAUAGUUGCCUGCUGUUUAUUCUCAAUGUAUGUUUAAUUGGAAUGGAGGACAGUAGAGAACAAAGUGGGGAAAUUAACUCUAAUCUUAUACUUAUGCAAGAGAAAAAGAGAGAUGUUUGGAAUUAAAUCACAGAAUAAGUGGAGAAGGAAUGAUCAUGGUCCCCGAUAUGAGUGUGUAUCACUGGGCUAAAAUCUGAAACCACAGAGAAUUAAUUGAUCAGUUGUUCUGUCUGACUUACAGGUCAGCUCAUGGCUUGUAAAUCUUGUGUUGUGCUCAGUAACCUGCUAUCCUGACCGACAUCAGGGAAGAGAAAAGAGUCACAGGUUUGUGCCAAGUACACAGUGACACUUAAGCUUUUAGACACAAAAAAAAUCAAUCAUAUCCGUGUUCCUCCCACUAAAAUUGAUUUUUCAUUUUUGCCUGAGCAUUCUGUUUGUGUUAGGUGGCAGACGGAUUAAGCUUCUAUACUUACCAACCCAAGAUCUCUAAACCCCUCUUCCCUGCUCUACCCCCUUUCCCACCACCAAGAAGUGAAAGAGAGUUGGGGGCAAAUUGAAACGAGAGAGGGUCCAAGCAUGUGUCCCCUGUCAGUGAUGAAGGAGGAACGUGUGGAGUUCCUUAAGCCAGGGAUAAGCACGUGUCUGUUGGAAUAAUAGUUUUGAAUGGAAAUUGAAUGGGAUGUUGAGAGAGAUUUAAAAUAAAAUGUGGGGCUAUAUGGCUAGAUCAAGGGAAUGGAUCUGACUGGGUUGCUGUGCAGGGUGUUAGCACAGACUCAGUGGUCAAUAGCUGCUUUCUGUUUAUGUCCGUAUGACACCAGUUCCCUUGUGAAUUCAGGCUGAGAGAGUUGGGUUGGAGGGGGGAGAUGUGUUUGCUGGAAAUACAAACACACAGGUGGCUAGUUGAGGCUCAGAAAACCUACAGUAGCUCAUCCAUGCAUUUGGUCCAACAAUGUAGGAAAUAACUGUGAAGGCAGGACAGGGUGGAGCAGAACUCGUGGUGAAAACUUUUAAUGUAAAUACAACUGAUGAAGUGCCAUAAGCUUCUCAUCUCAGUAUUUGUGCUUAACCUAAUGCCCAAGCUCAAUAGGUAGCUAUGUCGUGACUGUGUUACAGCAAUGCCUCCCUCUGUUUUUUUGAAUAACUCCUGCUGCUGCUGAACACAGAGCUUGCCUGUCCCCAGAACCCUUUGCAAUGCCUUUGGAAUUGUGCAGUCUCUUGUCCAGCCAAAUGCAGGGGUUAGGUUAAAGGGAGCCUGUAAGUGAGCAAAUGUUGACUGGCCAUGCACAUUAUGCAUGGAGUCUGGGCUGAAUGGCCUCAUUCUGUGCUAUAAUGUCUCUUAAGGCUCCAGAUUGACCGGCUCAUGUAGGGUUGAAAAGUCUGACGAGAUGAUUCCAACCCAAACUAUUUGCUCACAUGAAUCAUUGAGAUGUUUGGUUCCUCUACAUGAUCAGGUUAAAGCUCGUCUUUUUGCCAAGUAGAAGGUUAUAUUCCCUCAAACCCCAGAUUCUGUAGAUUUGCAGUGGGGUUUAAUUCCCUGUGGGUUUCUGUAAAUUUUAAGCU
Molecule: messenger RNA, 8465 nt
Organism: Chiloscyllium plagiosum (whitespotted bambooshark)
Lineage: Eukaryota; Metazoa; Chordata; Chondrichthyes; Orectolobiformes; Hemiscylliidae
Product: insulin receptor-like
Biological process (GO): multicellular organism development; cell surface receptor protein tyrosine kinase signaling pathway; protein autophosphorylation
Cellular component (GO): axon; insulin receptor complex; plasma membrane
Molecular function (GO): insulin receptor activity; insulin receptor substrate binding; ATP binding
Source: RefSeq, a predicted model, not a curated record